Molecule: messenger RNA, 2339 nt
Organism: Pocillopora meandrina
Lineage: Eukaryota; Metazoa; Cnidaria; Anthozoa; Scleractinia; Pocilloporidae
Source: the annotation of a GenBank genome assembly
AUGAUCGACUACACCUACCAAGCACACAGUCACAGAAUUUUGUAGUGGAAUGAUAGCAUCUUACAAGGUAAAUUGAAAGAAAAUAUUCUCGGUAGAUGUUUGUCGACUGGCGCGACAAAAUUCUUCAAAAUUGUGCUGAUAGAUAAAAAACCAAAACGGCUACAUAAGUUGUAGAAUGAAUAAAGGGGUAAGUUUCUAAAGAAACUGUGGUGCUGCGUCGGUGGGAGAGUAUAGCAGGUAAUUUAGUGUUAACAACUGAGUUGAAACGUAAAUUAGCCACCGUAAAGGGUAGAAAAAGCUGACGUUUCGAGUGUUAGCCCUUCGUCAGAGCGAUUGGAGGAAUUGUGGGUUGUGUGUGGGUUUACGUGUAGAAAGUGGAGCUACGCCAUCGGUGGGAAUAUGGUGACAAGAAAACAGGAAUAAUGAACUUUAACAUAAUAAAUGAACUUUAAUAUAAGGAAUAAAUUAGUUGAAUGAAAAGCGCUAGUUCAUUCCGUGGGGAUUAAGGGUGCCGAUUUGGAAGAUAAAUUUUUGUUCUAGUGUUUUACGGCUUUCCGAACUAGGCAGUUGUAAGGAUCAGUAGGCCGCAAACUGCCAUAUGCUGGUUUGGAUGCGUCCUUGUCAUUUUUUUUUUCCACGUCGCGAAGGUGUUCUCGGAAUCGGUCACCUAGUCGUCUUCCUGUUUCGCCGAUGUAUAACUUAUUGCAAUAAGUGCAAGUUAUGUAGUAAAUAACAUUGGCGGAGGUACUCGUAAAGUGAUCAAUGAUCUUAUUGGAUCUCUUGGGUCCCGAUAUUUUCUCUACGUUAUGAAUGAAAGAACACUGAAGUUUUGCAUCGUGAGCGAGCGCAUUUGAAAGUUUCAGAUUGGUCAUUGGUUUGAAAUGAACUCCUGACUAAAAAGUUGCCUAUGUUUUUUGUCACGUUUGAAUGAAAUAAGUGUGGGUUUGCGAAACGACAGUGCCAGUCUCUGAAUCGUUUUGGAGUAAUUUAAAAUUUUUAAGAAUGAUAGAUUUAACUGCGUGGUUGUGAGGAUGAAAUGUAAGAGUAAAUGGAAUCCGGUCAGCAUUUUCCUUCUCAGCCGUUUGUACUGCUUACCGAAAAACUGGCAGAUUGCCUCUGAUUUUUCGGAAAAAUCAGAGUCGUCAUUACAUAAACGACGAAGUCUGAGAAACUGUGAAAAAGGUAUGAAGUUCUUGACGUGAGAUGGAUGUGAAGAUGAAUACAACGAGUAACUACGUGAAUCUGUAGGUUUGUAGUAAACACUAGUGCAUAAACCGUUGCCUUCAAUUGAAAUUUUGAUGUCUAGAAAAGCCAAAGAAGUGUCAUCAGGACUCGAGGGAAAACAAGACUAAUUAGUUUCCCGAGGGACCAUGCAGUAAGUGCUUUGUUAUAUAUUUAGACUUUCCCUUUAACAAUCAUAUGGCAGAAAAAAAACUAAAAAACAAAGACUGCACAACUUCUUUAUUCACAAUCGUCAAUCCUGCUGAAUGAAUAAGUCUUAAUUUUAUUACAAAUGUUUCGAAGAACAUAAAAAAGUAAAAUAGGCUUUUAUAACCUCAAUAAGAAAAAAAAAAUCAUUUGGAAUUGUAAAAAUUGAUGGUAACAUUUGCUACCGAAAAUGCUGCUGCGUUUAGUGUUUACAGUCUCCUGGCUAUGAGAGUAUUCGGUGCGGGCAACAACUGCGCAAUUGUGUCCCGGUCAGGAUAUAUUUGAAUUUGAUCAGGGGCAUGUGACCAAGAAUUAACCAAUGACAGUGCUCGUUUUGUUGAGUAAGAGUCUAGGUAUAUAACAAUGUCGAAUGUAAUCCUCAGAUGCAGUGAAGUAAGUCAAUGUCCGACUAUCAAGGAUUUCUACUUUCUAAAUGGAAAUGGCAAAGAAAAUGUUUACAAUUUCUUACCAACAACAUUACUUUUAUUGUAUGCAUGGUUUUACGCAGGGUUUACAGCUGUGUUAGUAAGAUUGGAUCAGCGGGUCCAGACUCGAUUGGUAGUCAUUACAAUUAUCAAGACCACGACAGACAAGUAACAUUGUUUAGCGGUAUUCAACUGUGGACAGUGCCACGCAAUGGUGAUUACAGGAUAGAAGCAAUAGGAACCUCAAGGGGGUACGGUGAGGACAGUAUCAUAAAAACCGGAGGAAGAGGAGCACGGGUGAUUGAAACUUUAAUUUGACCAAAGGUCAUUAAUAGACUUGUUGGUCAAAAAGGAGAAAAAUGGAAUUCAAACCGAGAAACUGUCGGAGGUGGUGGAGGUACAUUUGUAGUGAAAGAAAACAACAAGUCUUUGAUCAUAGCUGGAGGUGGAGGAGGAGUCAACAUCCAGGAUGUGAUGCAUCCAUAA